Molecule: messenger RNA, 1442 nt
Organism: Odontomachus brunneus
Lineage: Eukaryota; Metazoa; Arthropoda; Insecta; Hymenoptera; Formicidae
Gene: fabp
Product: sodium/calcium exchanger regulatory protein 1
Exons: 4
Coding region: 190-708 (172 amino acids)
Biological process (GO): fatty acid transport
Cellular component (GO): nucleus; cytosol
Molecular function (GO): fatty acid binding
Source: RefSeq, a predicted model, not a curated record
AAAGUUUUCGUGCCACCGACGUUCUUCAUCCUGGUCUGGUCCUGCUCAGUUCCGCGCCGAUCGACCAGGAGUUGGUACCCAGUCUCGUCCCGGCCGUAUCGACUAAUCCGCCGGCUGCACUUCGCUCGUUCCACACGCGCGUGUUACCGAACGGCUCUCUCUUCCUUUCUCUCUCUAUCUCGGUCGAUCAUGUCCGGUGAACAGUUCCUUGGCAAACGCUACAAGCUCUCCAACAGCGAGAACUUCGACGACUUCAUGAAGGCGCUCGGCGCCAGCGAUACGUCGAACGUCGAGAUGUCGUCGGGAAUACUGACCGGUAUUUUGGGCAAGCGUUAUAAGCUCCAGUCGAGCGAUAAAUUUGACGAAUACAUGAAAAGCAUGGGAGUAGGUCUGAUGACGCGCAAGAUGGGCAGCAGCGUCAGUCCUGUGGUCGAGCUAACGGAGGACAACGGGACGUACACGUUGAAGACGACUAGUCCCUUCAAAAACACCGAGAUCAAGUUCAAACUCGGCGAAGAGUUCGACGAGGAGACGGCGGACGGCAGGAAGGUGAAGAGCGUCUGCACUCUGGACGGUAAUAAACUCAUGCAAUUGCAGAAGGGCGACAAGGAGUCUACGAUUGAGAGGGAAUUCUCGCCUACGGAGAUGAAAGCGAUUAUGAAGGUAGACGACAUAGUUUGCACGAGGGUAUACAAAGUCCAGGAAUAGGUGGGAUCUCGACUGAAGACUUGAAGGCGUGCACAACCGCAUACGUGAAGAGCACUCCGAAAAAAAGAACGUAUCAAUUGUUGUUUAAGAUCUUGUCUCUCGCGAGCGCGCGAACAUAUGGCAUUAAAUGUCAUGUGUCGGACCAUCUGUGUAUUUAGCUGAAUCACUCGCAGCUUUGUCACGAAGAGAGAUGUCCUUUCACACAAAUUACAAAAGUUGCAAGUUUUUUUCUACAAAGUUUUUUUCUACAGAGUUGAAAUUUUUACGUUUCCGAUAUUUUCACUUUUGUAAGAGGAAUGUAAUUGCGAACGACAACUACAAUUCGAAAUCUAUUCAAGAAUAGAUUGAUCUGAGACAAAUCUUAUUCUGUUCUUAGAAAAAGAAGUAAUAGAAUAUGAAGAAUGUUACAUUAUUCUCGACUGAAGAUAUCAAGAUGGUUAACUGAAGAAUUUUCUGAACGGAAUAGAAUAAAGGCUCUUACGGUUCAAAGCAUAGGUAUAACUUGAGUAAUAUUUAAGCACAAAUUAGCCGCCCGAGGGUCGUGCACACUUCUUCUUUUUGACGAGUUUUUGUAUUACGCGUUACAUAAUGAAAUAUGUAAUAUCGUCGUUGAUGAGUUAUGUUUCGUCUUCAGCGGUAGCUAUGUUACCCAUUACUUGUACGAAUAACAUUUGCCAUAUGAAUUUUUUUUACGAAUAAAUAUUACAGAAAUACGCACGAUAUUUUCACCACAA